GAACCGUGUUUUAUUCAGUACCAGACUGCCAGGUGAUCCAUGGUGUCUUAUAUUCAUGCUUGAGGACAUUGUUCGGCCUGUCUGUUAUUGGAAUAUUGAUUUGUAUAUUCUGUUGCCUCCUCAUAUACCAGCUAAUCAGUCACGAGAAAAAAUGCAAUUAUUGGCGUGAGUUGGAGCUACGAUGCAGGUAUCUUUAUAACCAGAGAACACUGAGUAACAAUCAUUGUGCUUGUUGCCGACACAACACGCAGUCAGCCUGGGACACUCAGCAGGACAUGCCAAGGUUCUGUACUCCUGGUAAUUUAUAUACUCCAAAUCCAGUUGUGAUGGAUGAUGCGGCUGGAGUUGAUAAUUUAUCCCAAGCAAGAACAAAUUGGUCUUGGAGAUUACCAUGGAUAUCACGACCUUCAAUUGAAAUCCCUCCACAACAAUGCUACGAAACGUGCCGUGAGGAUGUCACUCCAACACAUUGACAACAUCUUCAGCACACUCAUUUUUGAUCUCUCAAAUUGAUUCAAGUAGGCCUACUCUAUUUAUUGCAGCUUUCAUUUAUGCUACUUUCCCUCUGAAAAAGUAGUCUUUUGUAAUAUUGAGUUAUUAUAUUGAAAUAAAAAUAUUUUCAACUA
Messenger RNA from Nilaparvata lugens (brown planthopper), 626 nucleotides. RefSeq lists its product as uncharacterized. The transcript has 4 exons. Bases 276 to 473 code for a protein of 65 amino acids. The record is from RefSeq and is a predicted model, not a curated record. Lineage: Eukaryota; Metazoa; Arthropoda; Insecta; Hemiptera; Delphacidae.